GUUGGAGAGAAAAGUUGGAGCAGGAAACGAGACAGCGAGACGCGACAGGGGAGAAGCGUCGAGAAACGCACCGCCCCGCUAGGGCCCUAGGCUGCCUCCGCCCGCCCGCACCGGUGGGUGGAUAGGGAAGUAGGGGGAAGAUCUCGGCCACCGCCGUCGCGCGCGCGCGGAUCGCGUCACGAUCUCGCCAGGCCCCCCCCGGUCCCGGCGCGGCUCGUCGCCGGCGUCGCGGAGCAGAGAGGGGGGUGGGGUGGGGGGGCUCGGAGUGGGGGAGGCUUUUACAGCGGCGGGCCCCGUGGCGCUGUUCCGGGGCUGCUUCUCCUUCGGGUCGGGGGGGCGGAGGAGGCCCGCCGCCUCGCCCUUGCCCUCGCCGCCGCGGGUGCCGCCAGCCUCCGCCUCUGCGCUAGCGGCAGCGGACGACGGCGCCAAGAUGAAGGGCCUCUUCAAGUCCAAGCCGCGGACGCCGGCCGACGUCGUGCGGCAGACGCGCGAGCUGCUCGUCUUCCUCGAUCUCCAUUCCGGAUCACGCGGCGGCGACGCCAAGCGCGAGGAGAAGAUGGCAGAAUUAAGCAAAAAUAUCAGGGAGUUGAAGUCUAUUCUUUAUGGCAAUGGUGAAUCAGAACCUGUGACUGAGGCUUGCGUGCAAUUGACCCAAGAAUUCUUCAGAGAGAACACUUUAAGGCUGCUAAUUAUCUGUCUUCCAAAGUUGAAUUUAGAGACCAGGAAAGAUGCAACUCAAGUUGUUGCAAACUUGCAAAGACAGCAAGUUUCCUCGAAAAUAGUUGCAUCUGAGUACCUAGAAGCAAAUAAAGAUCUUUUGGACACCUUAAUUUCUGGGUAUGAGAAUAUGGACAUUGCUUUGCAUUAUGGCUCUAUGCUGAGGGAAUGCAUUCGCCACCAAAGUAUUGCAAGGUAUGUUUUAGAGUCUGACCACAUGAAGAAGUUCUUUGACUAUAUACAACUUCCAAAUUUUGACAUAGCAUCAGAUGCUUCUGCGACCUUUAAGGAACUUCUGACAAGGCAUAAGGCAACAGUGGCAGAAUUUCUAUCGAACAAUUAUGACUGGUUCUUUUCAGAAUUCAACUCAAGGUUGCUAUCAUCAACCAACUACAUAACAAAAAGGCAAGCUAUCAAGUUGUUGGGAGACAUGCUGCUUGAUAGAUCAAAUUCUGCUGUCAUGAUGCGCUAUGUUAGUUCAAAAGAUAAUCUUAUGAUUCUCAUGAAUCUCUUAAGAGAUUCAAGCAAAAAUAUUCAAAUUGAAGCAUUUCAUGUGUUCAAGUUAUUUGCGGCAAAUAAAAACAAGCCACCUGAGGUUGUAAACAUACUAGUUACAAACCGAAGCAAGCUUCUUCGAUUUUUUGCCGGAUUCAAGAUUGACAAAGAGGAUGAACAGUUCGAGGCAGACAAGGAGCAGGUCAUAAUGGAGAUUUCCGCACUUUAGUGUACUUGUGUUGCUUGGCGAGGUUUUGGUCAAUGCGUUGCCUGAGUGGUUAUCUCGUGGACUGCUGUAUUCACCCCCAGCCCCGAGAGGCUUAGCAUGGAUCCACCGCGAGUAUAUGUGUUCGCGAUGGCCGGUGGCUGGAGGAUGUUGUUGGAUGAUUUCUUAGGAGCUUCUUGUGUAAUAAGACUUCUACCUUGAUAUGUUGGAUUCAUGCAAAUCAUAUUGAUGGUGCUAUGAAAGAUGUGAUAUGUUUACAUAUUUUAACUA
Messenger RNA from Oryza brachyantha (malo sina), 1708 nucleotides. RefSeq names its product putative MO25-like protein At5g47540. The transcript is spliced from 11 exons. Gene Ontology annotation, molecular function: protein serine/threonine kinase activator activity. NCBI's taxonomy places the organism in Eukaryota, Viridiplantae, Streptophyta, Magnoliopsida, Poales, Poaceae. Gene Ontology annotation, biological process: intracellular signal transduction. The record is from RefSeq and is a predicted model, not a curated record. Bases 431 to 1441 code for a protein of 336 amino acids.